UUUACGUCAAUGCUGGUAACCAAUCAACGGUCAGCGUCGUCUCGAUAGCCAAUCAGCGCUCAGACCAUUCUCUUGAAUUCUCUCCAGCGGGCCGUCGUGUGUUUUGAUCGAUAAGAGUGAGAAAAGUCCUGAGAAGUUUAAAGAGUGCGCCUAACUGUCUCUAAAUAACAAAACACACCGUGUGUAAACGGUUUAGUUUAAACGUAGAAUUGACAGAUCGUGUUGGAAAUGUUGCUAGCGGAAGUGAAAAGGCUGAAAGUGGCCGAGUUGCGUGCGAUGUUAACCGCGCGAGGGCUGGACUCCAGAGGCCUGAAGGCCGAGCUGGUGGUCAGACUGAUCUCUGCGAUCGAAGCCGGUGUUGAGCCCAUCACAAGUGGAGCUGAGGGGGGUGAAACGACGAGUAAAGAGCCGCAGAAGUCUCACUCAGAGCAGUCUGUUAGGACGCGGUCUCCAGUGAGCAUUGAUCCUCCUAAAGAGAGCAUGACUGCUUACACUGACCAAAGCACACAGACUGACCCUCUUCAGCUGUGCUCAUGCACUGCACCAACAGCCAUCUCUGAAGAGGAGAGACAGCAGCAUCCAGCCGCCUUGGCAACCGUUGCUACGGAAGAUGCAGAGUCAGGAUGCUCAUCAUCAGUCUUGGCCACUUCAGAGCCAGAAACAGCACAAGAGCAGUAUGGAGCCGAGACCGUGGACUCCACGGCAGACGAGAUCAGGCAGCUCAAGAGAGGCAGAGAUUAUUACGAGUUCAAAGAGGACGUGCAUUACAACAGAGCUAAAACACCAGAGCUGCUGCCGGAGCCCGAGGAAGAAGCGAACAUAGAUUUGGAAGAUGUUCGACUGGAUUCCUAUAGCUGUGACCUGCACUUCGAGGUGGACUCUGAUGGAAGCAGCGGUCAGCCGCUCUUCUGGGAGACGUUCCCUCUGCUUUGGUCGGGGUGCAGGAUGACCCAUGGAUUCAGUCAAGGGAAGGUCGGAUUCGAAGCCAAGUUUGUGAAGCGGCUGUCAGCUCCUGCGCUGGACACAAGCUGUGACCCGGAUCCUCAUGUGCUCAGAGUGGGCUGGUCUGUGGACAACACAAGCCUUCAGCUCGGCGAGGUGGAGCUGUCGUAUGGUUAUGAUGGACGGGGGAGGAUCGUAACUGGAGGAAAGGAAGAGGUUUUCGGCGAGCCUUUCACAGAAGGAGACGUCAUCGGUUGCUAUGCGUUCAUCAGCGAGACAGGAGAGGCGACGCUUUCGUUUCACAAGAAUGGACGAUCUCUCGGCGUGGCGUUUCGCCUGAACUCUUCCUCUCUCGGAGGUCAGGACCUCUUUCCUCACGUGCUUUGCAAAAACUGUUCGGUUGCUGUAAAUCUGGACCCGGACGCUCCCUGGCAUCCUUUUCCCGCUGGUUUCUGCACGCUGCUCACACUUCCUCCCGGUCGCAGGACCCGAGCUCUUCUGCCGACAACAUCUAAAAGUGAAUGCGAGGUGUUGAUGAUGGUUGGUUUGCCGGGUUCUGGUAAAACCCACUGGGCUCAGGCUCACAUGCUCCAGAACCCAAAGAAACGGUACAAUCUUCUAAAUACAGACUCCAUCUUGAACUGCAUGAGGGAGCCUCCUGGAGCCAAUCACAGAGAGCUGAUGCUGCAGCAGGCCACUCAAUGCGUCAGUCAGCUGAUCAGAAGAGCUGCAGCCCGGAGGAGGAACUACAUCCUCGAUCAGGCCAACAUUUAUCAAUCUGCCCGGCGACACAAGAUGCUGUGUUUCCAUGGUUACCAGCGAAGAGCGGUGGUGGUUCUUCCAGCUGAUGAGGUGUGGAGGAGACGUCUUGUUCAGUGGCAAGAGCAGGAGGGCACCACCCUUCAGGAAACGUCUCUUCUCAAAGCCAAAGUGAGCUUCACGCUUCCAGAGCAGGGAGAGCAUCUGGAUCAGGUGAUGUUUGUGGAGCUCAGCUCUGACGAGGCCCUGAAGCUUUUAAUGCAUUAUAAAGAGGAAGCCCGCCGUCUCCUGCCCACACCUCCCAAGCGCAAAAAACACAGACAAGGAAGUCAAAACCGUCCCAUUCAUCAUUGUGGAUGGAGAGGAGGUCCGUUCGGCUCUCACUUUACAUCCCAGAAAAAACAGGGUCGCCAUCCAUCUGCCUCGGGUCGCUCUUACGGAUGCAGCAGCGAUCCACAGCGAUACAGGAAUUAUUACAGACCAUACACUGGUCAGUGGAGCUUGUCCGAGCAAAACCAGAGUUGUUAUGGCGGAGUGUAUCAUGGCUGUUCGAGUUAGUUCUGAUAAACCCAGAACAUUGACACAGCAGGAAACAUCCCAAUCAGAGCGUGCUUUGCUCUGAUUAACAGUGCUUCAUCUUUACAAAAAUAAUUGGUUCUGUCUGGCUGUAAUUUCAUUAGCAUUGCUCAUAAUGAGGAGCCAGCUUGAGUCCCAGAAUGCAGUUUGUUUUUAACGGGUAGCUGCUCAUACAUCAUCGGCUGUUUAUAUUUAUGUGUUAGAAUUAUCAGAGACUGUUAAAAUGUAUUUUCAGGGAUCUACUGAAUUUUAUACAGUUUUAUUCUGCUUUCUAAACACUGAAUCAUGAUUGAUUUCAUCAACAGCAUUGUACUGUAAAGAAGACAUUUCUUAAUAUUUCAACUUGAGCUUCUUCGAAAAGACUUUCAUCGAGAAUCCCACACUAACAUUCACCAAAGUAAUUUUUUUAUCUUUAUUGAUUUAAUAUAAAAAGUUGUUUCUUUAAAAUUCUGUCACCGAGAGUACAUUUCAAAUUAAAAGUCUGUCACACAAAAAAAAUACAUUUCUAUAGAAAAUGAUGCAGGAUACACUUCACAUGUAUUCAGUACAAGAACUUCUGUAUAUAUAUUAUGAAAAUAUUUUAACUUUUAACGGCCACCAUUAUACAAAAACUACUGUUUUGUAAUGUAUGUUUUUGCAACCUUUCAAACAAGUAAAAAUAAACCGUUGGUCCUGA
Molecule: messenger RNA, 2953 nt
Organism: Carassius auratus (goldfish)
Lineage: Eukaryota; Metazoa; Chordata; Actinopteri; Cypriniformes; Cyprinidae
Product: heterogeneous nuclear ribonucleoprotein U-like protein 2
Exons: 14
Coding region: 229-2259 (676 amino acids)
Biological process (GO): alternative mRNA splicing, via spliceosome
Cellular component (GO): nucleus
Molecular function (GO): RNA binding; protein binding
Source: RefSeq, a predicted model, not a curated record